GCCGCCCGCCAUGCCCGCCACGCAGCCCCGCGGCGGACUCGCGCCGCCCCUCGUGCACGAGCAGAUCGCGGAGCUGCAGAACAAGAUCCAGCUCCUAGAAGGUGACAAGAAAGCCUUUUACGAGAACUCCCAAUGGAACAUCAAGAAGAACAGGGAGUCGAUCUUGCGACUCAGGCAGGACAAUAAGAAGCUGCAUCAGAGGCUGGCAGAUCUCCUGGCGGGAGAGGAGAAGGUCAUCAGGGCUGCGUUCCACAAUCAUGCGUCCGAACAAGGAUCCGUGAAGAACAAAAGUGGAGAGGGUGCCAUUCAGGUCAUCAACCACCGGCUGUGUGAGAAAAUCAACCAGUUGAAUAACCUGAAGCAUCAGGUGGAGAUGAGGAAGCGUCGCCUGGAAGAGCUGCAGCUCCAGUACAGCACGAAGGCACAGGAAGUCCAGGAUUUGCAAGAACUGGAGGAAGGGAACAUUGAGGCAGCCAAGACUCUGCGGACACUAGAUAACCGCCUCGAAAAGGCCCGAUUCAAGACAGAGGAGGCGGAACGCAUCACCAGCAUGUACCAGAAGCUAAAAUCACACAUGCAGGAGGAAAGCCUGCAUUUCCAGAACAAACUCAAUGCCCUCGAAGCGGAGAUCUCCCGCCUGGGCCACGAACUCCAGGACCUGGAGAGCGUGAACAGCGAUGCCCUGCACGCUCGAGAUGCAGCCAGGGAGCAGCUCCUGAGCCAAGAGGAGACCAUUUACCGAGAACGCAAGAUCCGGGAUAAGAAGCUGAAGGACCUCAAGAAGCUGACGGAGGAGAAGAGAGCCCAGAACGACCGAGCGGAAAGGCGGCAUUCACAGAAGGAACAUGUCCCAUUCAGGACCGAAGACCUUCUCCUCAAAGAACCCCAGUACACGAAGCCCACCAGCCUGAAAAACAAGCAGGCCGUGUUCACCGCCACGGAGGCCUUUGACAGGAUCCGAUCAGCCACCGGCGUCACCGACUCCGAAAAGGUGGUGGCCUGCUUCUUGGCCCAGGAAGAGACCUUACAGCAGCUGGAGGAUAUGAAGGACGAGAACGAAGCGGCCCUGGUGCGCCUGAAGGGGGAGAAGGACGCCCUGCAAGCAAAACUCCAGAACCUCAAGUACUCGGGAGAGGCCCAGCUCAUCGGAGACCAGAACCUGCUGAGGAAGCUGCGUGGCCACCUGGAGCAAGAAGAGGCCCAGUGCGCGGCCACCAAGGCCCAGCUGGACAAGGUCACCCGGCUUCUCCUCAACGCCAAGUCAGGGGUGGAACAUCUGGCCUCCAAAGUGCAGCACCUCAAGCUGGACGGUGGCGUCUCCAUUUCCACCCAGCCAGAUGAGAAAUCCAACGACUACGUGCUGGACCUCCUGGGCCAAACAGAGGAGAAAUUGCUGAACCUGAUGAAGUCCCUGGGGGAUCGAGACCAGGCCGAGCUGCUCCGGAGAAUUGAAGAGGUGGAGUUCCACUCGAAGAUGGAGAGGAGGCUGCCAUCCUACAACACCCGCGUCAAACUGCCGGCCGCUCAGAAACAAGACAUGUACUAUGAUGAGGACGACAGCGGGGAGGACGACUCUGAGGUGGUGACACGGGCAGCCCUCAAGCGCCAGUCCCAGCAGAUAAUCGAAGCCAAGACCAAACGCCGCACCCGCUACAGGAAGAAGGAUGCGAAGCUGUGA
Euleptes europaea (tarantolino) is the source of this 1678-nucleotide messenger RNA. It is a transcript of the gene ODAD3, whose product is annotated as outer dynein arm docking complex subunit 3. The coding region runs from base 11 to 1678 and encodes 555 amino acids. Lineage: Eukaryota; Metazoa; Chordata; Lepidosauria; Squamata; Sphaerodactylidae. The record is from RefSeq and is a predicted model, not a curated record. Gene Ontology annotation, biological process: cilium movement; outer dynein arm assembly. The transcript has 13 exons. Gene Ontology annotation, cellular component: cilium.